AUGCGAAACAACACGAACGCACGGACCGCGCCCAGGCGGGACGCAGCUGAAGACCGGUCGGGUAGCGGAGAGGAGCUCGCGCUACCAGGUAAUGACACCGCCAGUGGGGCAGCAGCAGAGACAGCCGGUGGAGAAGACCGGCAGGUGUCUUCGGUCCUAACGGAAGGGCAUGCCACAGGUGCUGAACCCGAGCCCGUGAGGCUGACCGGGACCCAAGUCAGCAGACAUGAUUCUUUGUCGGAGAGCCUCGUCGAAGGUGCUGCUCACCCCGGACUUCUAGGGUCGGCGCAUGAGCCGACUGUGUCGGAGGCUGUGGGCCCCGUUGCCAGGGAGAGCAGCACCAGAAGCGGGGAGGAUGACAGGAUGAAUGCCGCCGGCUUGGGAGGAAGCAGCUCCAUGGACGAUGCAAAAGAGCCGAACCGAAAGCGUCUGCGACGAUCUCAAGUCAUCAUGGUUGACGACGAAGAGGUGUCGGAGGAAGACGAGGAGGAGCACGCUGUGACGCGCAUCAUGGGACGUCGAGACCUGGAUUCAACCAUCCAGUAUUUAGUCCAGUGGGAAGACCGGACGUCGCUGUGGAAAAGCGCAGAUGAGCUGGGAAACUGUGCCGAGAUGGUUGCCGCGUACGACAUGUAUAUCGAAAAGCACCCGGACCAGUCGACUCCGUACGCCGCGUUCGUGGCGAUGGACAUGUCAAGCAUCAAGCUGCUGGGAGACAACCACAAGGACGACUGCGCAUUGCACGCACUUCAGAUGGCCUUCGAGCUGAUGGGAGGGUUUGAAGAAACAGCCGGCAGGUUGAAGGAGCUGUCCGAGGCGUAUCUCGAGCGCAUGGUCAUCAGCGACAGCCGCCGACAGGGGGGACUGAAGUUCGGGCAGCUGACCCAGUUCUUGAAGAAUGAAGUUCCGCGGACGGGAUGGCGCGUGAACAAGAACUCCUUCAUGAAGAACCGAUACAAAGGGACGGGAACAGGUCCGUAUGGCGUCGCACAGCUCGCGUGGCGAGACCAAGAUCCCCUUGAAGAUGGAGUGUAUCUUGUGUACGCAUUAAAGAGAAACCAGAGGGGACAUGUUGUCGCGAUGAAGAAAAGUGAGGGGACGAUGGUCGUCCGAGAAGACGGCGUCACCCAAGGCAUCAUGACGCAAACAUGGAUGCGAACAAUCUGUUUUGUACGGCGGAUCAUGGUAGAAUUGGCGUGA
Hyaloperonospora brassicae is the source of this 1200-nucleotide messenger RNA. The record is from the annotation of a GenBank genome assembly. NCBI's taxonomy places the organism in Eukaryota, Oomycota, Peronosporomycetes, Peronosporales, Peronosporaceae.